UUUGUUUUCCGCCUUUCCCCGCGGCCGUUUGACUCCUUCCGCGCCGCACCGACCGCAGGAAACCCCCAAAGGCGCCCCCAAACCGCGGUGGAGCCCCAAAAACGCCCCCGACCCGCAGCGGGAACCCCGCACGGAGCCCCCCGAGCCCCGGCCGCGCUCCCGAACCCCCAAAGGUGCCCCCGAACCGCCGGUACCGUGUUUGCCGUAGUAGUUGUCCCCGUGUCCCCCCAUCCCGGCGAGCGCUCCGAGCCCCGGACCCGCCGCCGUUCCCGUUCCCGUUCCCGUCCGUGCCGGGCCGGGCUGGGCUGGGCCGGGCUGGGCUCAGGCGACCCCGCCUCCGUCACGGCCACCCCAAAAUCCGCCCUCCGGGGCACGAACGUGGCCCAAACCCCGCCCCGGAGAGCGCCGGCCCCGCGGUGCACCGGGGGACACCGGGGGGACACCGGGGAGAGCGGGCACCGGCACCGGGGGGCACCGGGGAGAGCGGGCACCGGCACCGGGGGGCACCGGGGGGAACGGACACCGGCACCGGGGGGAACGGGCACCGGCACCGGAGGGAACCCGGGGGUUACCGGAGAAUUCCGGCACCGGGAGAAACCGAGGAGCUCCGGUACCGGUACCGGGCAGCCCCGGGGCGCGGUGCGGCCCCGCCGAACCCAGUGCGGAGCCGCUCACCUGGGCAGGUGACGGUGCCGGAGGUGACGGCGCCGCGCGGGCGCCAUGGCCGCCUCCGCCCUCUUCAUCCUGGACCUCAAGGGGAAGCCGCUGAUCAGCCGCAACUACAAGGGGGACGUGGGGCUGGGGGAGAUCGAGCACUUCAUGGGGGUCCUGCUGCAGCGCGAGGAGGAGGGGACGCUCACGCCCGUGCUGACCCACGGCCACGUCCACUUCCUGUGGAUCAAACACGCCAACCUGUACCUGGUGGCCACCACCAAGAAGAACGGCAACGCCUCCUUGGUCUUCUCCUUCCUCUACAAGGUGGUGGAGGUGUUCUGUGAGUAUUUCAAGGAGCUGGAGGAGGAGAGCAUCCGCGACAACUUCGUCAUCGUCUACGAGCUGCUGGACGAGCUGAUGGACUUCGGCUUCCCGCAGACCACGGACAGCAAGAUCCUGCAGGAGUACAUCACGCAGGAGGGGAACAAGCUGGAGACGGGCAAGUCACGGGUGCCCACCACGGUGACCAACGCGGUGUCCUGGCGCUCCGAGGGGCUGCGCUACAAGAAGAACGAGGUGUUCAUCGACGUCAUCGAGGCCGUCAACCUGCUGGUGAGCGCCAGCGGCAGCGUGGUGCUCAGCGAGGUCGUGGGCACCAUCAAGCUCAAGGUUUUCCUCUCGGGGAUGCCGGAGCUGCGCCUGGGCCUCAACGACCGCGUCCUGUUCGAGCUGACGGGCCGGGGGAAGAACAAGUCCGUGGAGCUGGAGGACGUCAAGUUCCACCAGUGCGUCCGUCUGUCCCGCUUCGACAACGACCGCACCAUCUCCUUCAUCCCCCCCGACGGCGACUUCGAGCUCAUGUCCUACCGCCUGCACACCCAGGUGAAGCCGCUCAUCUGGAUCGAGUCCAUCAUCGAGAAGUUCUCGCACAGCCGGGUGGAGAUCAUGGUCAAG
Messenger RNA from Camarhynchus parvulus, 1608 nucleotides. RefSeq names its product adaptor related protein complex 1 subunit mu 2 (gene AP1M2). Gene Ontology annotation, molecular function: clathrin-cargo adaptor activity. Gene Ontology annotation, biological process: vesicle-mediated transport; intracellular protein transport. The record is from RefSeq and is a predicted model, not a curated record. Lineage: Eukaryota; Metazoa; Chordata; Aves; Passeriformes; Thraupidae. Gene Ontology annotation, cellular component: clathrin adaptor complex; clathrin-coated vesicle.